AUGGAUGCCCAACCAUUAACAAACCUCCAAUCCGAAUCCAAGUCCAACAACACUCCCUACACACCGCUUGACAGCGCCGGCUCCCCACCCUCCGACUCGUGGUCAAUCCGGCGAUUUCUCAGUCGACGCGGUAGUCGCCGGUAUCGGGUCCUGGAGCGUGAACCAAAUCGGUUGCGAAAACGUGUCAGCCAGUGA
Penicillium waksmanii is the source of this 195-nucleotide messenger RNA. RefSeq lists its product as uncharacterized. NCBI's taxonomy places the organism in Eukaryota, Fungi, Ascomycota, Eurotiomycetes, Eurotiales, Aspergillaceae. Bases 1 to 195 code for a protein of 64 amino acids. The transcript has a single exon. The record is from RefSeq and is a predicted model, not a curated record.